Fusarium poae is the source of this 1239-nucleotide messenger RNA. RefSeq lists its product as uncharacterized. The record is from RefSeq and is a predicted model, not a curated record. Gene Ontology annotation, cellular component: cytoplasm. The coding region runs from base 1 to 1239 and encodes 412 amino acids. Gene Ontology annotation, biological process: post-chaperonin tubulin folding pathway; tubulin complex assembly. NCBI's taxonomy places the organism in Eukaryota, Fungi, Ascomycota, Sordariomycetes, Hypocreales, Nectriaceae. The transcript has 3 exons.
AUGGAAACACAGGUUCAAACUUCAACUCGCACCCACGACCCUUGGGCUGCCACCCAUCAGGUCACUCUUCAACCAGCUAUCAUGGACCCCAAACAGCGAUUCUACCAUCACUUCCUGAAAAGUGUGACGGUUAUCCAAGACCUAAUCGAUGGGCUACCAUCUAUUGCCAGUGUUGGCGGUGAGCGCCAGGAAGCCAUUGAUCAUAUCUUGGCCAGCAUCGCAAAGCUACAGAACGAGGUAGUGGAUGCUGCUGAUUAUACUCCUUCCUAUGAUCGAAAACAAUACUCUGAGGUCAGACCGCCGACUAUCAAAACUCUACAAGACAAGUUGAACGAGACUAUAACUAGCAUUACGCCCAAGUCGAAAUUUCAAUUCCGCCGCCCAAAGACUAAUCAUGUUGACAUGGGCGCUCCCGAGAACGAUCCUCGUCUUAAUCCUGGAAGUCAUUCUCGGGCCAAGCACGACGCAGCCAUUAUCACCGGCAUGGCCAGCGCUCUGCCUACGAACAAGGAGGAUACACUCAGCGAACUACCGUCCAAAGAGACGUACAAAAACUACAAUGAGGAGAUGAAAAGACCGAGCCCCUCAUCCCUCCGGAAACCUAGCUUUUCGGCAGCAAAGAACAUUGGGAUCUCGAACCACUCUAACUUGCACAUAAUUUUACCGUCCUCAGCGUCACGCGCAACCUCGUCUGGUAGUCUUACUGAUCUCGAAGGCUGUAUUAUCGACAUGUCCAUCCCAACAACUGAGGGCUCAGCAUUCCCUGGACUGGCUAUCAAGAACGUGACCAAGAGCCUCAUCGUUGGCGGUCGUGUUAAUGGCGCGGUCCACAUCACAGGAGUGUCCGAUAGCAUUGUAGUGGUUGUGGCUAGACAGGUUCGAAUUCACGAGUGCAGCAAUGUUGAUAUCUACUUGCAUUGCGGAAGCCAUCCCAUCAUUGAGGAUUGUUCUGGCAUGCGGUUCGCACCGCUGCCUACACCAUACGUAAGACUUGUUCACAAUUCAUCUAUUGUGUUUCCAGCUAACCAAGAGCAGAGGACCGAAGCAGAAGAGACGGAUGAGAACCAGUGGGACCAAGUAGACGACUUCAAAUGGCUCAAGGCUGGUCACAGCCCAAACUGGACCACUCUAUCAGAAAACGAGAGACUCGGCGAUGAUCUUUGGAGAAGUGUUGUGCCCGGUCAGCCUGGCGUCAGUGUGGAGGAAGCUUUGAGGAAGCUCAAUAUUCCCCGAAAGUAG